Messenger RNA from Rhagoletis zephyria (snowberry fruit fly), 1955 nucleotides. RefSeq names its product Dorsal interacting protein 3 (gene Dlip3). The record is from RefSeq and is a predicted model, not a curated record. Gene Ontology annotation, molecular function: DNA binding. Gene Ontology annotation, biological process: regulation of transcription by RNA polymerase II. Gene Ontology annotation, cellular component: transcription regulator complex; nucleus. NCBI's taxonomy places the organism in Eukaryota, Metazoa, Arthropoda, Insecta, Diptera, Tephritidae.
CGCGUUCUUACGUGAUCUUGUAUUUGUGGUUCAUGGCCCAAACCGAUUAGGAUGACAGCAAAAUGGAAAACACGAAAAGUCGGUACAGCAGUGCAAGGCGGGUAAUGCAGGGCCGAAGGACAUAGGACAUGCGAUGAGGACAUGCGCACACAAUACACAAUAACAUGAAAAGGAAGUUAAAAGGACGCAGGUGACGUUGUUCUGCACUGAAAAGUAGUUUUUAAAAAUCGUUGCUCGAAAGAAAUUUUAAUUACUACAAUAACAAAAACUAGUGAUAAUUCUAACAGAAUGCGUGAAACUAAUGGACCAGACUUCGAUGAUAAACUGAUCCGCUUGGUGCGUGAUAAUCCGGCCAUUUAUGAUGUGAGCCACGAGCACUACAGACGCUACCAAGUUAGAGUUGCGAUUUGGGAUCGUAUUGCUGCGGAGCUUCGAACACCGUCAAAAUUUCUUCAAACGAAAUGGAAAAACAUACGAUACAAUUACUUGCAAGAACUCAAAAGCUUGGAAACCGGAUUGGCAAAUGCGAAUAUACGCAAACGACGGUUUACCGAAGACUUAUCAUUUCUGCAGAAUACAGCACAAACUUAUAAGAAGUACUCCAGCUCCGAUAAUGAUAGCAAUAGCUAUCUCUACGCGGAUCCACAGAAUGCCAGCACCUAUGAAAUCAUUGAAAUCGAGCACAGCGACGACGACAACACACCAAUGGAGUACGAUCCUAUGGACUAUCAUAUUGAUCAUUCUAGGCCGCCUCUUCAAAUUUAUGAGAACGAAAAAUUGUCUUCCACAAGAACUAAUGAAUGCUAUGAAGAUGAUCAACUUCUAACGGAACUGCCUACAGCAUUCAAAUCGGAAAAGUCGAGUGAACCACGGACGGAUGCUUCAACACAACAUAAAGUUAAAUUAACACCACCUCCAAACGUUUUCGCAACUCCUGAAGGCGAUAGUUCUCAUACGCAAAUCGCGAUAUGUCCACCAUCACCGAUGCAAUCACAUGCUUCAAGUCCUUUGUCGCUAGCGCCGAUCGUCGUUAUGGGCAAUGAUCAGACUUUUGCUUCUAAUGGUGAAGCAUCUUUGAAUCCAAUACCAAAGCAAACAGCUACAUCAUCUACGCUGGGGCACCAAAAUGAUGUUGAUUCUGUCGAUAAAAGCACACCAAACGAUAUCGUGUCUAAUGCUACAAAGAGAAAGUCGAUGCCGGCGCCAUUUCCAGUUCUAACGCCCAUUAAUGAUCCCAUCGAACUAUAUUGCCUAUCACUGGUUGAUAGCUUGCGUAAUAUGGCCCGUGCAGAGCGGGAGCGUGUCAAGUUUGAGUUCGCUAAAAUACUCAAAGAUGCCAAGUACAAUGAUCAAAGUUAAUCUAUUAAUGAGGGACAAAAUGGAUUUAAUUUACAAUGAGAAUAAAAUGUAUUAAAUGAAAACGAUCCGAUAAAAAAAUUUUGGUUUUACUUAGUUUUACUAGUAUUUCCUCCAAAUGUAUAGACAUAUAAAACUAUAUAGAUAAAUGUAAUAUUCAUCGAAAUUUAAAAUAUAUAAACAUUUAAACCAUUUAUAUAAAGUUGUUUUUUUUUGUCUCUGUUUUCCAAAACUAUAAUUCUCCCUCCUGUAGCUAGGCUGAAUUUGAUUUAGCACUUUUUUCUUAUAGCGUUUGUUUUUAAUUUUUCACUAGUCAAACCUAUAGUUACACUUUUUUUAAUUAACCCGUAACUGGUAUCGAUAUUUCAAGUUACGUUGUUGGUGUAUAUGGUCCAUUCUCUAUCUCGUAUCAUAAAUAAUAAUUUCAAUUUAAAAAGGUAUAUAAGUAUACCCCGAACGCAAACUCCGUAAAAUUAAAAAAUGUGUUAAGUGAAAUGGUUGGGACCAUAAUCGCGCUAUUGUUGAAAAAAGUUUGAAACUAAUCAACAGGGAACGGAUUUUAUGGAAUUUGCCUUUUUUUCUGCUAAAGAGAAAGAGUA